Molecule: messenger RNA, 876 nt
Organism: Bombus huntii
Lineage: Eukaryota; Metazoa; Arthropoda; Insecta; Hymenoptera; Apidae
Gene: Dlc90F
Product: dynein light chain Tctex-type
Exons: 5
Coding region: 346-684 (112 amino acids)
Biological process (GO): microtubule-based movement
Cellular component (GO): cytoplasmic dynein complex; cytoplasm
Molecular function (GO): dynein intermediate chain binding
Source: RefSeq, a predicted model, not a curated record
AAUAUAUCGAUUUACCGCCGUAAUUUAAAUUAUAAAAAUUUCACGAAUCAUAAAAAAUCCUCGAACCAAUGAUUUCUUUUACAUACAUUACUUGGCAUAGUUAUACAUACGUGUCGUAAUAGAACAAGAAAUACUAUCAUGGAUGAUCAUUGUCGCUAGAUAUUUCUUUGGUGUUGCUGAUGAAACUGCAAUACGUCUUAUAAUAUACUUGUGCCGGUAUUUUUGUGUGCAAAAUAUAUAAGUAUUGGCGAUGUCAAUCUAUUAAUCGUAUUUUGAUUAAAGGGGUAAUUAUUUUUGGAUUAAUAUAAAAGUCAUUGGUGUGCAAUUUAUUAAAAGUUUGACAAGAUGAUGGAAGAUAUGCAAGAAGAGACCCAAUUUGUGGUCGAUGAUGUAAGCAAAAUUAUUAAGGAAGCGAUUGAAGUAUCUAUUGGGGGAAAUGCUUAUCAACAUAACAAAGUAAAUCAGUGGACCUCGAAUGUUGUCGAAGGAUGUUUGGGGAAUCUUACAAAACUUCAAAAGCCAUAUAAAUAUAUAGUGACUUGUACUAUAAUGCAAAAAAAUGGAGCAGGACUGCAUACUGCGAGUUCUUGCUAUUGGGAUAAUGCUACUGAUGGUAGUUGUACAGUGCGUUGGGAAAACAAGACAAUGUAUUGUAUCGUUUCUGUAUUUGGUCUAGCAAUUUAACUGACUCUAGUAUUUUAAACGCUUUUCUGAUAAACUAAAAUCUCAACAAAGAAUAAAAUUUCGUUUACUAAGUUGCAAAAAUUACAAGUAUGGUGUAGGAAAUAUAAAAUCUAUUUUACACAAUAGCCUCUUCCUUUUCACGAUAUAUUAUGUAUUUUUUAUAUUGCAAAUACAUUGCAUUUAAGACACUAA